AUGGCCGAUGCGCCAGACCCCAAACCGCAGUCGCAGAGCCCUCUGGACAAGGAGCAGCGACAAGGCCUGAAUUCAAUCCGAGACUUCCUCCGCAAGCGCACCAGCUACGAUGUGCUGCCGCUGUCCUUCCGCCUCAUUGUGCUCGACACCGACCUACUCAUCAAGAAGAGCCUCAACAUCCUAAUCCAGAACUCCAUUGUGUCUGCCCCUCUAUGGGACUCGCACGCCUCGCGGUUCGCUGGCAUCUUGACCGCGACCGACUACAUCAACGUGAUCCAGUACCACUGCCAGUUCCCCGAUGAGAUGAACAAGCUGGACCAGUUCCGUCUGAGCAGCUUACGAGACAUUGAAAAAGCAAUUGGGGCCACCCCCAUUGAGUCUGUUUCUGUCCAUCCUUCGAAACCGCUCUACGAGGCCCUUCGACGCAUGCUCAAGACCCGCGCGCGAAGAAUCCCGCUGGUCGACGUCGACGACGAGACUGGCAGAGAAACCGUCAUCUCGGUCAUUACCCAGUAUCGAAUCCUCAAGUUCAUCGCCGUCAACAACGAGCACAACACCAUUCUACUCAAGAAGACGGUCCGCGAUCUCCACCUAGGGACGUACACAGACCUCGCCGUGGCGCGCAUGGCGAGCACAGUGCUCGACGUCAUCGACCUCAUGGUCAACCGGAACAUUAGCUGCGUACCCAUUGUCGAUUCUGAAAAUCGAGUCCUCAACGCCUUUGAGGCUGUCGACGUCAUUCCAUGCAUCAAAGGGGGCGCUUACGACGACCUGAAUGGGACUGUGGGCGAGGCGCUGUGCAAAAGGCCGGAAGAUAACCCGGGCAUCUUCACCUGCAGCGAGGACGAUAGGCUGGAUUCUAUCUUCGACACGAUUCGAAAGAGCCGCGUGCACAGGCUAAUCGUCGUCGAUGACGAAAAUAAGCUCAAGGGCGUCAUCUCGCUUUCCGAUAUCCUCAAGUACGUACUGCUACACGACGAGGAAGAUGUCGCAAAGUCAUGA
This is a messenger RNA of Trichoderma atroviride IMI 206040, 1002 nucleotides long. RefSeq lists its product as uncharacterized. Lineage: Eukaryota; Fungi; Ascomycota; Sordariomycetes; Hypocreales; Hypocreaceae. Gene Ontology annotation, molecular function: protein kinase binding; protein kinase regulator activity; AMP binding. Gene Ontology annotation, cellular component: nucleus; nucleotide-activated protein kinase complex; cytoplasm. The record is from RefSeq and is a predicted model, not a curated record. Gene Ontology annotation, biological process: protein phosphorylation; regulation of catalytic activity.